Molecule: messenger RNA, 3481 nt
Organism: Mycena citricolor
Lineage: Eukaryota; Fungi; Basidiomycota; Agaricomycetes; Agaricales; Mycenaceae
Source: the annotation of a GenBank genome assembly
CUCGCGACGAUGUCUUGCAGUUUCGCGCUCUUUGGGCCUUCCCUUGCGCCAUGCCGGCGUAAGCGCAAGGUCUAUUGGGACGCACAAUUCGCAGCCCACGCCAGACUCCCCUCCGCGAACAACUUCUUUCGGCUUCCAAACGGUGCUGGAGGAUGAAAAAGAGUCUAUGGUCAAGAACGUCUUCGACUCGGUGGCUUCUUCAUACGACCUCAUGAAUGACGCCAGCUCUCUUGGUAUUCAUCGGCUCUGGAAGGACACAUUCAUCUCUGACCUGCGCCCUGGUCGACGCGGCCCUUUGCGGUGUAUUGAUGUCGCGGGUGGAACUGGAGACAUUGCGCUCGGCAUCUUAGACCAUGCACGAGAGAAAUACGCAGACCGGGAAACGACGGUCGAAGUUGUUGACAUCAACGCGGAAAUGCUCAAGGAAGGCUAUCGCCGAUUCAAAAAGACGAUGUAUCAUAACACUCCCCAAAUCUCGUUCCACGAAGCAAAUGCGCAAGAUCUUCCUGCCACACAAUUUGCGGACAACAGCUAUGAUUUGUACACAAUCGCUUUCGGGAUCCGCAAUUGUACCUCGAUUCCCGCGGUUUUGAGAGAAGCUUACCGCGUUUUGAAGCCAGGAGGUACAUUUGCGUGCCUUGAAUUCAGCAAGGUGAACAACCCGCUUCUGAGCCUGGCGUACGACCAGUAUUCGUUCACAAUGAUCCCUCUCAUGGGCACAAUCCUUGCUGGAGAUCGCGCAUCUUAUCAGUAUCUCGUCGAGUCAAUCCGAAAGUUCCCUCCGCAACCGGAAUUUGCCAGCAUGAUCAGGGAUGCAGGCUUCUCCACAGGCAAAGACGUUGAUGGGGCAGCUUGGACCAAUUUGUGGGGCGGGAUUGCUUGCAUUCACACUGGCGUCAAACUAUAAUCUACGUACUUAUGUUCUCAUAUACACGGGCACUUGUUCCUACGUCCCAAUGGUGCACAUCGUAGCACCGCUUUGACUUCAGUGUGUAAUCGUGUCACGUUUUGAUCUAGAGGGCCGCAACGCGCUUGUCUUCCGACCACCACCAUGGCUGCCUUGUCAAUGCCUGCUACAACCGCCGAUCUCAAGACAACUUGGGAGUUCCUCGAGGACGGCGUAGACCAUAUCAUGAACAAGCUUCAAACCGGUGUUUCUUAUUCCAAGUAUAUGUCCUUAUACACAGUGGCCUAUAACUACUGUACUGUAUCCAAGAUGCCUAGCAAUCCUGAAGCUGGCACCGGCAUCACAAAUCGAACGGGUGCCAGUCUAAUGGGAGCAGAGCUAUACAACAACCUCAUUCGAUACUUUGUCAACCAUCUCAAGAAUCUGCGAACAGAAGCGGAUACGAUGCAGAACGAGGCCCUACUUCAGUACUACGCUGCCGAGUGGGAGAGAUAUACGACCGGCGCCAACUACAUCAAUCGCUUGUUCACGUACCUGAAUAGGCAUUGGGUGAAACGCGAGCGCGAUGAGGGUAGGAAAGGCGUGUAUCCUGUUUACACGCUUGCACUCGUCUCUUGGAAAGACAAUCUCUUUGUGCAAAUCCAGAAGAGACACAACAAACUCGUUUCCGCUGUCUUACGACUGAUCGAGCUGCAACGCAACGGGGAAACGAUCGACCAAGGGCUCGUGAAGAAAGUGGUGGACUCACUCGUGUCGCUUGGUCUGGAUGAAUCAGACACCAACAAGGCGUGUCUGGAUGUCUACAAGGAUCACUUCGAGACGCCAUUCUUAGAGGCUACAGAAGCUUACUACAAGAACGAGUCCGAAUCUUUUCUGGCGGAAAACAGCGUCUCUGAUUAUCUGAAGAAAGCAGAGGAACGUCUGCGCGAGGAGGAGGAUCGGGUGGAUCGAUACUUGAACACGCAAACGCGGAAACCGCUCGUGCUGAAGUGUGAGCAGGUUCUCAUCCGCGAGCAUUCAAACCUGCUAUGGGAUACUUUCCAAUCCCUCCUGGAUUUUGACAAGGACGAAGAUCUGCAGCGGAUGUAUGCCCUCCUUGCCCGCAUUCCCGAGGGCCUUGAACCAUUGCGCAAGAAGUUCGAGGAGCAUGUCAAAAGGGCUGGUAUGGCUGCAGUGGCCAAACUCGUCGGGACGAACGCGGAUGGGACAGUCGAGGGAAAUGCGGAUGCAAUCGACCCCAAAGCGUAUGUUGACGCAUUGCUGGAUGUGCACAAGAAGAAUUCAGAGACGGUCAAUCGGAGCUUCAAAGGCGAAGCUGGCUUUGUCGCCAGCUUGGACAAGGCGUGCCGUGAAUUCGUCAAUCGGAAUGCAGCCACUGGCGCUUCCAAUUCCAAAUCGCCCGAAUUGAUUGCCAAGCACGCCGAUCUUCUUCUGCGAAAGAACAACAAGAUGGCAGAGGAGGAAGAUUUGGAAGCCGCCCUCAACCGAGUGAUGGUUCUAUUCAAGUACAUCGAAGACAAGGAUGUUUUCCAGCAGUUCUACACAACGAAACUUUCGAAGCGUCUUAUCCACGGUGUCUCUGCGUCGGACGAGAGCGAGGCGAGCAUGAUCUCCAAGCUGAAAGAGGCCUGCGGCUUCGAAUAUACGAACAAGCUGCAGCGAAUGUUCACAGACAUGAGUCUCAGCAAAGAUCUUACCGAUCAGUUCAAGGAACGGAUGCAACAAACUCACGAUGAUAAUGAUAUCAACUUUAGUAUCAUGGUCCUUGGCACCAACUUCUGGCCAUUGAACCCUCCGGCACACGAGUUUGUGAUUCCUGCCGAGAUUCUCCCGACGUACGACCGUUUCUCGCGGUACUAUCAGAUGAAGCACUCGGGGCGAAAGCUGACCUGGCUGUGGAACUACUCGAAGAACGAGCUGCGAACCAACUACCUUAACCAGAAGUACAUUCUCAUGACAAGUUCGUUCCAAAUGGCUAUCUUGGUCCAGUAUAACCGGAACGACACGCUUUCCUUGUCUGAGCUGGAGGCUGCCACCUCGAUUCCGAAGGACUAUCUGGCCCAAGUAUUGGCCAUUCUGGUCAAGGCGAAGAUUCUCGUCAACGAGGAGUCGGAACAAUACGAUCUGAACCCCGGAUUCAAAUCAAAGAAGAUCCGAGUGAACCUCAACUUGCCCAUCAAAUCAGAGGUCAAGGCCGACACGAGUGAAGUCCUCAAGACAGUCGACGAGGACCGGAAGUAUGUCAUCCAGGCAACGAUCGUCCGAGUGAUGAAGGCACGAAAGACGAUGAAGAACCAGCCUCUCAUUCAGGAGGUUAUCUCUCAAAUAUCACAACGCUUUGCUCCCAAGAUUCCCGACAUCAAAAAGGUCACUUGCCUUCUAACCAGUUUUUGUAUUUCUGAUCGACUCUCUUUGCAGGCCAUAGACACUUUGUUGGAGAAGGAAUACAUCGAACGUGUCGAGGGCACGCGAGACACCUUCGCGUACGUUGCAUAAUCACAUUCCCGUUCAUCUAGCUGUACUCGCCAUACAUUACCAAUUGUAUCAAUACAUUGCUUUGCAUUUCCUCCAUGA